Molecule: messenger RNA, 1281 nt
Organism: Plectropomus leopardus (leopard coralgrouper)
Lineage: Eukaryota; Metazoa; Chordata; Actinopteri; Perciformes; Serranidae
Source: RefSeq, a predicted model, not a curated record
AUGGAGGAAAACAGCUCAUUUCUGAACCCUGAGUACAAUGACAACUCCACCGUUUGGGCACCAAUGCCCUCAGCUCCCAGCAGACAGCUGGGCACCCUUCCCAACCCGCAGACACGCUUGAAGGACCUGACAGGGAUAUUUUUCAUGGUGACCUUGAAUGUUCUGGCACUUCUUGCCAACACUGCUGUUCUAGUUGUUGUCAUAAAAGCCCCUCAUCUCAGGAAAUUUGCCUUUGUGUGCCACCUGUGUACAGUGGACCUGCUGUGUGCCAUCUUGCUGAUGCCUCUCGGGAUUGUGUCCAGCUCCCCGUACUUUGCUGGUGUCAUGUUCACUGUACUGGAGUGCCAGGUUUACGUCUUCCUCAAUGCAGUCCUCAUUGCUGCCUCUAUCUUUACCAUCACAGCCAUCAGUGUGGAGCGUUACUACUACAUCGUCCAUCCCAUGCGCUAUGAGGUCAAGAUGACACUGAAGCUGACUGCAGCUGUGAUUGUGCUGGUGUGGGUGGCCUCUGCUGUGCUGGGGUUGUCCACCGUGUUUGGGUGGUCAUCUUAUGAAAGCCUGAGCUCCAUCAGUGCUGCACACUGCUCGCUGCACUGGAUCCACAGCGAACACAGACAAGUCUUUUCCGUGUUCUUUAGCAUCACCUGUUUCUGCCUGCCUGCUGUUGUGAUUUUUGCUGUUUACUGUAAUGUGUACAAGGUGGCCCGUGUGGCUGCCCGCCACCACGGACCUCUGCCCUUAUGGACAAAUAGUCAAGUGAAGCAUCGCUCUGACUCAAUAAACAGCCAAACUACCAUCAUCACAACCCGCAACGCUCCACGCAGGAUUAUGCGUGACCGGCCUUUUGGUGGAGGUAAAGCUGCACUCACUCUGGUGGUUAUUGUUGGCCAGUUUCUUAUCUGCUGGCUGCCUUAUUUUGCCUUUCAUCUUCAUCUGACACUAGACCCAACUCUUAAGAUUUCUGAUGACCUGGAGGAAACAGUCACCUGGUUGGCAUAUGCCUCCUUUGCAAUUAACCCAUUUUUUUAUGGGCUUCUUAACAGACAGAUCAGGGAGGAACUCUGUAAGUUGCGACGCUGCUACUCAGCCCGGCCAGUGGACCUGGCUGUCUCAAGCCACGAGGGCUCAGGCCAUGAGAACUUCUUGCAGUUCCUCCACAGGACCAGCUGCACAGUGGAGACACGUGCAAGCUUUACCACAUCCAGUCCUAGAAGCACUCUGGAUCAAACUGGGCAGACUGGCUUCAGGAUACCAGGACAGAUCCCUGAGGAGUUCAAUUAG